Biomphalaria glabrata is the source of this 3990-nucleotide messenger RNA. RefSeq names its product histone H2A deubiquitinase MYSM1-like. Gene Ontology annotation, molecular function: metallopeptidase activity; polyubiquitin modification-dependent protein binding. Gene Ontology annotation, cellular component: BRCA1-A complex; BRISC complex. The record is from RefSeq and is a predicted model, not a curated record. Lineage: Eukaryota; Metazoa; Mollusca; Gastropoda; Planorbidae. Gene Ontology annotation, biological process: double-strand break repair. The coding region runs from base 36 to 2756 and encodes 906 amino acids. The transcript is spliced from 16 exons.
CGGAAGUUUCUGUUUGACUCUAAACUAGCAUCAAAAUGGCGGACGAUGAUAUUGACGUAGAAGGCGAAUUUGACUUAAAAACAGAACUUGGCGAAGAGUUUUAUGACACCAAUGAAUUGCCUUCUAAAAGUGCAAAUCUUCUCCCAGAAUUUACCAGUCCUGCCUGGAUGCUAGAACAGGGCUGGUCUCUAGAUAGUUGUAUGGAUGAAAAAUCAAAAGCUACCAUUGAAAAAAUGUUGCUAGAAGAACAACAGUAUAUGUGUGGGCGUAAAACCUCCAGAUAUCUCAGCAUUCAAAAAAAUGUUCUCCUGGUGACAGCAGGCAGUAGUAAGAUGAACACACCUAAUAGAAGUCCAUGGACUCCGGAAGAAAAAAAUACUUUUUUACAGGGUCUGGGAAUAUUUGGAAGAAGCUGGAGUAAAAUAGCCAGUUUAAUUCCAACUAGAACUAGUCUGCAAGUCAAAAAUUAUGCUCAACAGUACAUGAAAAAUUUAGCCAAAAAGAAGGCAGAAGUGGAGAAGCUGGAAUUAGAAACUUUCAAAUCCAUGACAGAAUCACCACUUUAUGUUAACUCCUCACUAGCUGCAACAGUAGCUAGUGUCACAACUGGGCAACCUACAAUUACUACCAACUCCAAACCCAAGUUGAGUUCAAGUGGUGCUGUUCACUUAGGGUCUCCAAGUAAACAGUGUUUCAAGCCCAACAAGCAGGCGAAGAAAGUCACAGUUUCUGUUAAAAAGGUGAAAAACAAGGGAGCGAAGGGAAACAAAUCCAAGAAAAACUCAUCUAAGAAUGAACAACUGUGUACAUUAGAAAACUUAGAGGCAAUCAAAACUUGUGACUCUGUCACUAUCAUAAGUAGCAGAUCUCACAAAAAAGGCAGUGUAUGUAGUAGUAUAUGUUCCACUUCAGAUGGUUUGUCUGGAUUGAAUGGCAAUAGUGACAUUAGUAACUCCAGUUUCACUAAAGAGUCAAAGUUAUCAGAGGAAGAAGAUGAUGAACUUGAUGUUGAUAUUGAAAAUGAUGAUGAUGAGAAUCCAAUUUUACAAAGUCGUUCUGCCUCCCCUAGUUCAGUCUAUGAACAACUGUUGAAGUCUGCUUACAUUGUGAAAGAAAACUCUGGGAAAGAAACAAACACUAAAAGUGUGACUCCUAAGAAACCCAGCAGCCACCAAGGGGAAGAAUGUGCAGAUAAAGUUUGUCUGGGUGACACAAAGGAUCCAGACCUUGUGGCAAAGACAGAGGAGGAGAGUUCUAGUAAUGAAACUUUCAACAAGUUAGACUCACUGUCUGAUGAUAGCAGCAAGGACAAAACCUAUGAAGAAGAAGUAGAACAUUGUGUUAAAACAGAGACUAUUGUGAAUGGAUUAGUGACAUCAUCAGGUGAGGUAGUUGAGUUUGAUAUCCCACAAGAAGAGAAAAUUCUAGCUCCUACUUUCAUAUCUGAAGAAGAGAAGACAAUUCAUGCAGACUUCUUUGAUGGCAGGCCACCAAAAACACCUGAAAGAUACUUGAAGAUAAGAAGUUAUAUUAUAGACUAUUGGUUAAAAUGCAAGCCUAAUUACCUUAACAAAACCUGCAUUAGGCCAGGGCUUAAGAAUUGUGGGGAUGUGAAUUGUAUCGGCCGUAUUCACUCUUAUCUAGAAUGUAUAGGUGCCAUUAACUUUGGUUGUGAACAAGUAGCUCAUCGCAACCCUCACAAAUCUCUGCCUGUAGGAACCAAUGGAAAAGUCAAAGGGCCCAGUAAAGAUCUUGUCACAUCAUCUUUCCCAAUCUUAAAAUCUGAGGUUACACGCUCUAGAAAGAGGAGAAUCAGAAAUGACUCUGGUCUUUGGGUAGAUGAAAAAGAACUGGAAGGGAAAACUAUUAAUCACAAUAAUGAGAAGGUAGAAAAAAAAGCUAAAGUACCAAGAGUUUCCAAAGUAACCUAUAACCCUUUCAAAUUGGUGCCUUGCCUAAAGUUUAGUGAGGAGAAACCAGCCCCUUGUACAAUCGAAAUGUUUAAUACAGCCUUGGCUAUAAUGGACAUCCAUGCUCAUAUAUCUAAAACAGAAGUUAUAGGCAUGCUUGGUGGUAGUUUCUGUUCUAAGACAGGAUUGUUAACUAUCAGUAUGGCUAUACCAUGUAAAAGUAUGAGCACUGGAAUGCAGUGUGAAAUGGAUCCUGUUUCCCAAACACUAGCCAGUGAUAAAAUAGAAGAUAUGGGAAUGUCAGUUGUGGGCUGGUACCACUCACAUCCAACCUUUAGCCCAGACCCAUCUGUCAGAGAUAUUGAAACACAACAAAAAUUUCAAUAUUGGUUUUCAAAAGGUGGGAAUCACUUUGUUGGUGUUAUCAUAAGUCCUUAUAAUAGUACAUCUGUCUCAGUCUGUUCAGACAUUAAUUGUUUGACUAUCAGUGACACUCACAGCAAGGAUUAUUCAUGCAAUUUACCCUACAAGUUUGACUACACAGUUGUAUACAGAAACAGUAUCACUGAGAUACUUGGUCCUGCCAAUGAACUGGCUGAAAAAUAUUCCAGUUAUGUCAACCGAGUGAAACUGUCUUGUCUGUAUAAAUCAUCUCUGGGAAUAACUUGUCUUUCAAAAAUGUUGCAGUCAGUGAAAAGAUUUCUGGACCCAUCUUUUGAAUCUACAAUUAGACAGAAUGAGCCAGAACAUGGACUGCCUAUUUGUGUUGAGGAGAAAUCUCAAGCUGAAAAUGUUAUUCACUAUCUGGAGCAGACAUUUAGUCAUAAGUUUGCCAACAGUCAUUAGAAGAGGCUAUCAUAUUGAUAGUUAUAUAAGUCAAAAUGAAUUCCUGAAUAGCGAAUGUAUCACUCUGAUAUUCUCGUUAAAUUGUCUCAAUAUUGUGCUGAAAUGCUUGAGAUUGGUAUAACUGUAGUCUGUCCUGUCAUUUGUGAACAUGAUGUUAGAUUGGAAAAUGUUUAAUGUCAAACUUUGUCACUAUGUGUAAUAGUUCUUUAAAUGGAAACUAUAAAAGUCAACCUAUUGUGUUCUAGUCUGGGUUUUAUUAAACAUCAGGUUUGUAUCAACAUUUGAUGUAUUUCAUCAAAAGUAAGGACUAGCAGGGUAAUAUUGACUUAUUAUUGAUUUUUAUUGCUGCAUUUUUUGUUUACUCAAUAUAAUUAAAUUUAAAAUAUCCUCAAAGCAAUUAUCUGAAUUCAUUGAAUUUGAUGGGCAUUAGAAAUUCAUGGUAACAUUCUAGCAUUAAAAAUGUUAUACAAUUUUACUUUGCUAAAUGAAGAGAUCUUAAUUUGUGCAAGUAAUGUUAUACCAUUGAUACCAUCUUAAUUUAUUUGAGUACCAGUGGGAGUUGACAUCUGUUUUCUUUUAAAUAAUUGUGUUCAGUCUGUGGAAAAAAAAAAGUAUAUUGGUUAUUGAUACCAUUGUCAUUGAUUGGUUUAUUGAAAUGGUUUAUCAGAUCUUGACAAUAUUUCCUCUAUAUCAUGGAGACUUAGUUUACAUUCAAACUGUAUUUAAUGUAUCACCAGUCUUCUUUAGGUUUAUUUACAUUGGUAUACCAUGGAAUCUGGUUACAGCAAAAUCAUUUUUUUUACUCAUUAUAUGGCCAACACACCUUUUUGAAAUGUCCAAAUAGCCUAACAUACUGAACUUGAGUAGGAGAUGUGUAAUCAGUGACCUUGUGUGGUUUAUCUUAAUCUCUGUUGAGCCUCUUUGAAACUGAAGACUGUGAAGUUAAGGAGAGACUAUGUCUGUUACUGCCUUUUCCCCAAAUCUAAUUCAGUAUCACAUUGGCUUAGUUGUUCAAUACAGUUACCUGAUAGACAAAAGCAAUGUUCAGUUCAAAGUUCAAACAGUGUUAUGAUCAAGUUGAUAUAUUUGGAUGUGUGUAUAUGUAAACUUGUACAACUUGAAUGUUUCUUAAAGAUACUAACAAAAAUGUGACCAUGCUAAAUAGUUUAAAACUUGAGUUCAACCGCCAAUAAAAAAAAGUCUGCCUUUUGUUUUGCUGACUAGAUCAAUUGAA